Messenger RNA from Chiloscyllium plagiosum (whitespotted bambooshark), 5064 nucleotides. The record is from RefSeq and is a predicted model, not a curated record. NCBI's taxonomy places the organism in Eukaryota, Metazoa, Chordata, Chondrichthyes, Orectolobiformes, Hemiscylliidae.
CCAAGGCACCAAUGAUGACUUUGACUGGAAGCAUGUUGAAAUCCAAGGUCCAACUGGACAGACAUCAGAACUCCUUCAAGGCUCCUACAUGAUGGUGAACUCUUCACAGCACAUUCAAGGCCAGAAAGCUCAACUGAUCCUCCAUUCUUUGAGUGAAAAUUAUGCUCACUGUAUCCACUUCAGCUACUUUUUAUACGACAAAGAUGGAUUUAGCCCUGGUUUACUCAAUGUUUUCAUCAGGGUCAAUAAUGGAUCACUUGGUGAUGCCGUUUGGAAUGUAUCAAAAUCGCAUGGGAAGCAAUGGUUACAGGCUGAACUUGCUGUUGGUAUUUUCUAUCCAGAUAACUAUCAGGUUAUUUUUGAAGCAGUCAUCUUGCCGGAACAAAGAGGUUAUAUCGCAUUAGAUGAUAUACAGAUCGUGGAUUCCACCUGCACUAACACCACACACUUUCAGCCACUCAGAGAUAUGGAGAUGAACUCUGAGCAGGAUGUAACUUUCCAUUGUGUUACAAGUGGACAAAUGACUAAGGCACAAAGUCUUUCCUUGCAGAGACAGCACGGAGGCGUAAUCAACCCAUCAGCACAGCCAGAAAGCAUCAACCCUGCAAUACUAAUUGCAAUCUUUCAACUACAACAGUUGACAAAGCAAAACCAGGACCUGUAUCGUUGUGUGAUUCAGUCUGAAAGUGGAGCAGGAGUGUCUAACUUUGCAGCAUUGAUUGUUAAAGAACCUCCAACACCAGCUGCUGCACCCAAAAUGAUAAAGAGUGACUCAACAUACCUGGUUUUGGACCUAAACAUCAACCACAUUCAUGGAGAUGGUCCCAUUAUUCAGAAAGAGAUUAUAUACCAAAAAAUCUCAAAAACCUGCACAACCAUCCCGAUUUUUUAUGGUUCGAGUUAUACCCUGAGGUACUUAGACCCAGACACUGAAUACCAGAUUGGUGUCAGACUGACCCGGCCUGGUAAGGGAGGCAGAGGAGAUAUAGGACCCAAACUCAUCAGCAAGACUACAUGUGCAGAACCAGUGCAGGCACCCAACAACAUCAUCUCAUCUGAAAUCAAGCCAAGGCAAGUCACUCUACAAUGGGAGCCAUUGGAAUACAACAGCACUCGCUGCCACACUUACUUUUACACUGUGUGUUACCACUACACCUUCAGAGUUGACUACUUUCGGAGGUUCCAAGAAUGCCAGACUGUUCCACAAAACGUCUCUUCAUUCAUCAUUAGAAAACUCCUACCUCAUACUGACAUCUAUGUCAAGAUCACUGUACUCAAUCCUAUAGGAAGGAGAGAGAGUGAAGAACUUAAAUUUCAGACAGAUGAAGAUGUACCUGGCAGAAUUUCAACAGAGUUCAUCAGAAGUUUAUCCACGGAAGAUAUGAUAACUUUGAAAUGGAAAGAACCAAAGGUGCCUAAUGGUGUUAUCACGCAGUAUGAGGUAAGCUAUCAAUGCAUUGAGUCCUCUGACCCAGCAGUGAUUACAUCCUGCCCAAAGAAAACUCUCUUGAAAGGCAGAAAUGAAACCAAUCACACAUUUAAGAAUUUGGAACCGGGCACCACUUAUCGUUUCUCGAUUAGGGCAUCCACUGUCAAAGGUUUCGGCUCGAGAGUAUUUACUAUGAUCACGACAAACAUAUCAGCUCCUCUCUUUGUGUAUGGUAGCAUGCCUUCUCCACUAGAGGUAACGAAUACCACCAUUACUGUCCAGCUGAAGCCAGCACGAGGCCGUGGUGCUCCAAUCAGUGUUUACCACAUCGUUGUGAAACAGAACAAUCUACAUAAAGUGAAGCAAGAACCCAGAACACAGAAGUGCUUUCCUUUGCCCAUUAAAUGGGAAGAGGCUGCAACUGAAGACUUGCCAUACUAUUACAGUGCUGAGCUCACACCUAGCAGCCUUCCAGGACUAAAGCCUUUCACUGUUGGAGAUAAUGGCACUUACAAUGGCUAUUGGAAUGUACCGCUGGUAUCUAAGAAGAAUUAUAGCAUCUACUUUCAAGCCAUGAGCAAUUUCAAAGGGGAAAAAAAGAUAAACUGUGUAUUAAUUGCUGAAAAAGCUGCUUACAAAGGAAGUCAAAAGGAUGUACAACUUUCUCAUCAAUUGAGUUUGAUCUUGAGCAUCUGUGCUGGAAGCCUGGUAGUGUUUAUCCUGAUUCUCCUGUAUGUCAAUAAAGGAAAAUGCACCCAAAGGAACAGGACUUUGGUGAGUCCCCACCAUAACAGAACAAACAGAACGAAUGUCAUGGCUAGGAGCUCCACUGACCUGCUGGAGGACCUUGACAGCAGCAGCAGACAUUCUCCUAAUGCUGAGCAGCACAAUAUGAUGAAUGAAUCAAUCAGCUUAUCAGAAAACCUCUCUCAGAGACCUUGUCAUCAAGCUGGCUUUCCUUAUCAGACUCAGAAGCUGUACCGUGCAGUUCAAGUGGCUGACCUUCAUGAACACAUCAACCAAAUGAAAUCAGCUGAGGACUAUGGCUUCAAGCAAGAGUAUGAGAGCCUCUUUCAAGGCCAGUCUUCAUGUCAGAAAAUGUCAAAGAAGAGAAAACGAUGUUCCGAAAGUCAAUGUGUAAACGUCACUAUUAAUGAUUGUCGUCGAGCCACCUUACCUACAUAUCUGGAAGAUCCUGGAUUUAUUUAUUUGAGCUAUGCAGAUAGUAAGCAAUAUAGAAGAUUGAGCAUAAACAGGGCUGAAAUGCAGUAUAACCUUCUGGGUGCAUUGAAGUUUAAGGCUGAUCACAAAGCAAAAUACUUCAUUGCAGCACAAGGACCCAAACAAGAAAUGGUGUAUGAUUUCUGGAGGAUGAUGUGGCAGGAACAUUGCGGGUGUAUUGUGAUGAUUAACAAGUUGGUGGAAGUUGGACAGGUCAACUGCUGCAAAUACUGGCCUGAUGACACAGAGAAUUAUGGAGACAUAAGUGUUACUCUCAUUAAAACAGAGGUUCGAGCAGAAUAUACUGUCAGAAUCUUCUCACUUCAAAAGAUGUAUUGCUCAGCCAGACGUGAAAUUCUGCAGUUUCAUUUCACAGCUUGGCCAGAACAUGGAGUUCCCGAUCAUGCAACAGGUCUCCUCGCACUUAUUCGCCGUGUCAAGGCUGCUAAUCCUCCUGAAUCAGGGCCACUAGUCGUUCACUGCAGCACUGGUACUGGGAGAACUGGAUGCUACAUUGCUCUGGAUGUGUUGAUGGACAUGGCAACAUAUGAAGGGGUUAUUGAUGUUUACAACUUUGUGAAGACUCUGUCCUCAUGGCGCAUUAACAUGAUUCAGACUGAGGAGCAGUAUAUUUUCAUCCACAAAGCUAUCUUGGAAGCCCACCAGUGUGGUGACACCUCCAUUCCAGUUAAUAAAUUCAAAUCUACUUAUAAAGAAAUGAUCAGAGUUGACCCUCAGAGUAACUCCUCACAGCUCAGUAAAGAAUUUCAGGUUCUUAAUUCAGUGGCUUCUGACCCAGAUGGUGAAAAUUCCAGCAUUUCUUUCUUACCUCAGAAAGAAAAGAACUGUAAUGUGGAUUCCCUUCCACCUGAUAAAUGCCUUCCGUUACUUGUUACUGUGAAGGAUGAAAGUAACAAGUACACCAAUGCUACCUUGUUGGAUAGCUACAGACAAGCAACAGCUUUUGUGGUGACCCCACAUCCUUUUCAGAAAGAUGCAGCUGACUUUUGGAGACUUGUGUAUGACUGCAAGUGUUCUUCAAUAAUCAUGCUGAACCAACUUAACGAAUUAAACUCUGCUUGGCCAGGCUUGCAGUAUUGGCCAGAGAGUGGAGUUCAGCAGUAUGGACCCAUACAAGUAAAAUUUAUCUCAUGCAGAAUGAAUAAGGAAAUCUGUGUCAGCAUGUUUGAGGUCCGGAAUUUAUUACAGGAAAAUUAUCUGACAGUGAAACAUUUCCAAUACCUUCAGUGGCCUACAAACAGCUGUGUACCCAAAUCCAAGAAAUCAUUCUUCAACCUACUGAGGACAGUUGAAAAAUGGCAGGCAAGAUGUGGUGAUGGACGAAUUGCCAUUCACCGUUUGAAUGGAGAAGGGGACAGUGGAGUAUUCUGUGCUUUGAUUUCCAUCAUGGAGAUGAUCAAAUACCAAAAGAUGGUGGAUGUUUUUCACACAGUGCAGACAUUACGCCACAACAAACCAAACAUGGUUGAAUCCCUGGAACAGUACCAGUUCUGCUAUGACAUAGCACUUGAGUACUUGGAGUUCUGGGAAGUAAAUGGCAAAGAAUAAUCGGUAUCCUAAAAGCAUGUGUUUUUUUUGUUUAACUUUUUCAAACAUGCUUUGUGAUACACAGAUUGGAUUGCACAUUCUUCAGUACCUGACUGUCAAUCCAGAUCUGGCCUAAACCACUGAUCUUCAGCCAAUAUUUCAAAUAGAUGCCAUGCAUAGUGAAUGAGUGAAUUUUCCAACUGUUGCAGGUUAAAACUGCUACACUUUACCUGCACUGAAAAAGGAUUUCAAACAUGGCCUUUGAUGAAUUCCGUUCAGGACAUGGUAGUAAGAUUAUAUGUAAUGUGCUAAUUGAUGUCUUGUCUAAAUGGCUUUUCUCAACAGUUGAAUUUAUCAUCUUCUGUGUGACUUAUGUUGCAAUGAUGGUGGUGGAAAAUCUAAUUUUUACUUUAGUUUUGAAUUAUUUCACCUUUUCUCACUCAGGUAAAAAUUGAUUUUCCCUGUCAUUUGGUGAUCUGAGGUGUUUAACUCUGUGCAACAAUUUACAGCCAAGGAUUUGUGCUUUAUGCAUAAUUUAUGACUUAUUAGUGAUAGGCAGCAUAGCUUUGUGCAGGGCAGACUGUCUCAAACUGAUUACAUUUUUUGAGGAAGUGGCAAAAAUGACUGAGUGUAGGUUGGUGGAUGUUGUUUAUGUAGGUUUUAACAAGGCCUUUGACAGGGUCCCUCAUGGCAGGCUGAUCCAGAAGGUAAAAUCACAUGGGAACAAUGGUGAGCUGACAAGAUUGAUUCAGAACUGGCUUGGCCAUAUUAGAUGGAGUAGUGAUGAAAGGGUCUUCAUCUAAUUAGAGAUCCAGGUAGUGUUCAGCAGAUAUCAGUGCUGGGACCCUUAUUUGUUUGUGUGUGUG